This is a messenger RNA of Cheilinus undulatus (humphead wrasse), 1544 nucleotides long. RefSeq names its product C-type lectin domain family 4 member M-like. Lineage: Eukaryota; Metazoa; Chordata; Actinopteri; Labriformes; Labridae. Gene Ontology annotation, molecular function: signaling receptor activity. The transcript is spliced from 7 exons. The record is from RefSeq and is a predicted model, not a curated record. Bases 107 to 862 code for a protein of 251 amino acids.
ACUCUUAUAUUGUCUGAACUUGAGCCAGCUACAUUAGCUAAUACAGUUGUUCUAGUCCUGACUUGUUUUAGCUUCUCCAGAUCCAAAGGAAACCAGUGAGACCAAUAUGAAAAUGGAUACAAUGGAAUUUGAUGAUUACUCCAACAUUGCUUAUCAGGGAGGAAAGAAGCAACCAUCUCGGUGUGUAGCUCUGUGUCUUGGACUACUUUGUGCUCUUCUGCUGACUACCAACAUUUUACAGAUCAUCUACAUUACUCAGGCCUGCCAUCCCAUGUCAGCAGACCCAACUCAGGUCAACUACGAACAGGACCAGCUGGACAGAGGCUGUGAGUCCAGACUCGGUAACCUGUCAACAGGAAAAGAGGCACUGAAGAAACUUGGAGAGAUACAGACUCAGUACUUUAAUCUGACAUCAAAAAACCGAGAGUUAGUCCAGCAGGUCAGGGAGUUGGUGGAGAUCAUUGAUAAGGAGAAAAACAAACUUUGUCCGUCAGGCUGGAAGAGGUUUGGUACAGGCUGUUACUCUGUUUUGAGUGUGAAGAAAAACUGGACUUCAAGUAGACGAGACUGCCUCAACCAGGGAGCUGAUCUGACCAUCAUAAACAGCAGCCAGGAACAGAUGUUCGUCAACACGCUGCUGCAAACUGGCGUGAAUGCCUGGAUCGGUCUGACCGACAGUCUUACAGAGGGCACUUGGACGUGGGUGGAUGGGAGCCUGGUCACAGUGUCGUACUGGCAGGAAGGGCAACCCAACAGCCACGAAGGGGAGCAGGAUUGUGGAGAAAUUGUGCAGUCAGGAGAAGUGGGAGGAUGGAACGAUGAUGGCUGUUUUGCUGAAAAUGUUGGGAUCUGUGAAAAAUAAGAUUUUUGUCAUUCACCCUUAAUUAUUCUGUGAAUGCAUAUCUUAAUUGCUGUAUUAACUUUUAUUAAACCUUAUUAAGAACAUGUGCAAAACUCAAAAGUCAUGUCAUGUCCUGCCAGGGCUCAGAAUGUAAUUCUUCAUUAAAAUAAUUUCACUUGGGGGUGCAGGUGGCCAAGUGGUUAAGGCACGCCCCAUGUACAUGGGCAGCCCAGGUUCGAGUCCAGCCUGAGGCCCUUUACCUCAUGUCUCUCCCCUUCUCUUGUCCCUGUUUCUGACUUUAUCUGUUGUCCCCCUCUAUCAAAUAAAGAUACAAAAAAUGGCUAAAAUAAACCUUUAAAAAAUGAAAAAAAAGUCACUUGGACCCAUUUUGUAAAACCAUUAGAGUCCAUCAUUUUUAUUUCAUUUUUUCACAUAAAAGGGGUAUAUUUCACGAUUUCCAUUCCACUAUUUUAGGCUGAAUCUCUCCUUCUGAGUGAAUUAAACCCACGUUGUAUAGAUGUAGAAAUGUCCUUCUAAAAAGACACACCUUCAUCUUUUGCACAAAACUGAAUGGCAUUGGCAGUGACUGUUUGCCAAAUUUUGAUGCCUUGCCAUUAAACAGGAAGUGUACUAUUACUAAAACAUUCAGGGUCCAAAAUGCUUCAAAGUGUACUUGCUUGAUUAAAGAUGACUUCAGAAAAUA